Mesocestoides corti is the source of this 453-nucleotide messenger RNA. The record is from the annotation of a GenBank genome assembly. NCBI's taxonomy places the organism in Eukaryota, Metazoa, Platyhelminthes, Cestoda, Cyclophyllidea, Mesocestoididae.
AUGGUGUGGGCUACGUCAUCUGGUCUUGGGUGUGCUAAGAAGCGAUGCGACAAUAUUAAUCCCCAAUGGCCCAAGCCGAUUUACCUCAUGGCUUGCCAAUACGAACCUGCCUACUCUAUGAUGAUGGAGCUUUUGGCGGUGAAAUGGGUUGACCGCUGUCAAUUCAAACAUCCAAAUCCUUCGAUUGAUCUGGAAUACAGGGGCUUUGGGCAAAACCUGGCAAUUUCUGGCGGCUACAAGCCAAGUAUGACACAAAUGGCUCAAGGAUGGUUAAAUGAGAGAAACUACUAUACCUAUGCCAACAAUUCUUGUACAAGGGUUUGCGGUCACUACACUCAAAUGGUAUGGGCGACGUCAUUUGGUCUCGGAUGUGCGAUGAAGCGAUGCGACAAUAUCAAACCCGAGUGGCCCAAGCCUAUUUACCUCAUGGCUUGUCAAUACUAUCCAGCGUGA